This is a messenger RNA of Leucoraja erinaceus (little skate), 13386 nucleotides long. RefSeq names its product fibrillin-1-like. The transcript is spliced from 65 exons. Gene Ontology annotation, molecular function: calcium ion binding. Lineage: Eukaryota; Metazoa; Chordata; Chondrichthyes; Rajiformes; Rajidae. The coding region runs from base 369 to 9008 and encodes 2879 amino acids. The record is from RefSeq and is a predicted model, not a curated record.
GCCGACUCCCGCGCAGCAGAAGUCCAUGCAGUGCAGCAGCCGCUUCGCGAGCGAACGCCCGCAAUCAACGAGGCAGCCCGGAGGCUGAGGCUGCUUUUUAAACCGAUUAAAAUAGUUUAACUUCCACAUGUUUUAUCCCCUGUCAAUUGCAACUGAACGGAAAGUGUUUAUAUAAACUUUUAUAAAAAUUCUAAACUUAUCCCUCGGUUCGUUUUUGAAGGAUAUUUGAGGACGUUCUUUUUAAAAUUUGAUUUUUGCCUGAGGUGUAAGUCGCUGAAAUCAAGCUGUGUUUAGCAUCCCCCUCCCUCUCUCCCGUGGAGCACGGAGUGUUUGGUUGAGACGGGAGGGAGCCCAGCCCCGACUACAUUAUGUGGAUUCGGUGGCUGCUGAGGGUUUACGUGGGAUUUACAACGUUUUUAUACAUUGCGGUGCAGACAAGUGUAGGUGCGGCAGAGGAAGAUCCAGAUGCUGCGAGGCUCAACAACCAGAAGAAUACAAGCAGGUCACGAAGACUAGGAUCAAACCAGGAUGCACUGAAAGGGCCGAAUGUCUGUGGAUCACGUUUCCAUUCAUAUUGCUGCCCAGGAUGGAAAACGUUGCCGGGAGGAAAUCAAUGUAUUGUCCCAAUUUGCAGGAACUCGUGUGGCGAUGGGUUUUGUUCACGACCAAACAUCUGUACGUGCCCAAAUGGUCAGAUAGCACCCACCUGUGGUUCAAAAUCAAUCCAGCAGUGCAACAUUAGAUGCAUGAAUGGUGGCUCUUGUGCUGAGGAUCAUUGUAUGUGUCAGAAGGGGUUUAUUGGGACACACUGUGGACAGCCUACCUGUGAGAAAGGUUGUUUGAAUAACGGAAGAUGCGUCGCUCCCAAUCGUUGUGCAUGUACAUAUGGAUUUACAGGAGCACAAUGUGAAAGAGAUUACAGGACUGGACCAUGUUUCACAUCAGUAAACAACCAAAUGUGCCAAGGACAACUCACUGGCAUUGUCUGCACCAAAACCCUUUGCUGCGCAACAGUUGGACGAGCGUGGGGACAUCCCUGUGAGAUGUGCCCUGCCCAGCCACAACCAUGCCGCCGUGGCUUUAUUCCCAAUAUCCGAACUGGAGCUUGUCAAGAUGUGGAUGAAUGCCAAGCUAUCCCAGGGAGCUGUCAUGGGGGAAAUUGCAUAAAUACCGUGGGAUCCUUUGAAUGCAAAUGCCCAGCUGGACAUAGAUUUAGUGAAGAAACGCAAAAAUGUGAAGAUGUUGAUGAAUGCACUAUCAUUCCUGGUAUAUGUCGAGGAGGUAAAUGUUCCAAUACAGUUGGCAGUUACUAUUGUAAAUGUCAACAUGGAUAUCUACCCACUGCAGAUGGUUCAAGAUGCGUAGAUUCACGUGCUGGAAUUUGCUACUCCAGUCUGGUUAAUGGACGUUGUGCAAAUGAACUUCCAAGACCAUAUACCAAAUUGCAGUGUUGUUGUGACAGUGGUCGCUGUUGGUCAUCUGGUAGGAUUCCGGAAAUGUGUCCAAUGCGUGGAACUGAAGAAUAUGUUAAACUGUGCUUGGAUAUAACUUGGAAUGGUCGUGGAACGGAAUUUGUGCCUGAUGGUGGACCUAUCGGACCUGUCGGACCCCGCAGGCCUAAUGGGCCCUCAAUCGACCACGUGCCACGUAAUGGACAACCACAUGGUGGACCUGAUACACAUCCCUUGCCUUUUCGACCACUGGGUCCUUUCAGUUCUUUGAAUGUUACUGAUAUCUGUCAGACUGGAAAUCUCUGCUUCCAUGGACGUUGCAUUUCCCUUCCUGGACCCAGUUAUCGUUGCGAGUGCUAUAUAGGCUAUAAACUUGAUUCAAGAAGAGAAUGCAUUGAUGUAGAUGAGUGUAUAAGCAAUCCCUGUAUGCACGGGGACUGUGUGAACACACAAGGCUCUUACUUCUGCCGUUGUCAUACUGGCUUUCAGAGCACUGCAACUAAAAUUACUUGUAUGGAUAUUGAUGAAUGUGUUCAGAAUGGUCAGAUAUGUAACCACGGUCGUUGUGUGAAUACAGAAGGCAGUUUCCACUGUAUUUGUAAUGCUGGAUUUCAACUCACGUCAGAUGGGAAAAAUUGCAUGGACCAGGAUGAGUGCUCCCAGAGAAACAUGUGCAUGAACGGAAUGUGUAUCAAUGAAGAUGGUAGCUUCAAGUGCAUAUGCAAACCCGGCUUUGAGUUGGUAUCAAAUGGACGGGCAUGCAUUGACAUUGAUGAGUGCCACAUAACAGGAAUUUGCAUGAAUGGGCGAUGUGUCAACACAGACGGCUCCUAUAGAUGUGAAUGUCCUCCUGGCCUGGCCAUUGGACUUGAUGGGCGAGUCUGCGUUGAUACUCAUAUGAGAAGCACAUGCUAUGGUGGUUACAAAAAAGGGCAAUGUGAUCGACCAUUACCAGGAGCCUACACCAAGUCUCAGUGUUGCUGUUAUAGUACAGAUCAUGCCUUUGGAGAGCCUUGCCGACCUUGUGCAGCUGCAAAUUCUGCUGAAUAUGAUGCACUUUGCAGCAGUGGACCUGGUAUAACAAGUGAUGGGAAGGAUAUCAAUGAAUGUGAAAUGGAUCCUGAGAUUUGUCAAAAUGGAGUGUGCGAGAACAUUCGUAGCAGCUACCGAUGUGUAUGCAAUUCGGGUUAUGAAGUUGAUAUAUCUGGGAAAAAAUGUGUUGAUAUUGAUGAGUGCUUUGUUAAUAGAUUGUUAUGUGACAAUGGUCUCUGCAGAAAUACACCUGGGAGUUAUAAUUGUUUCUGUCCAGACGGAUAUGUUUUUAAACCUGAAUCUGAAACAUGUGAAGAUGUUAAUGAAUGUGAGACCAAUCCCUGCAUCAAUGGAGAUUGUAAGAAUGUGCCUGGAAGUUAUUCAUGUCAAUGUUUCCAAGGAAGUACUCUAGAUGCAUCAAGAACUCGAUGUAUAGAGACAGUUAAGGGGACCUGCUGGUUGCAACACAUCGGAGGAAAGUGUGAAAUAAACAUUAAUGGUGCCACACUAAAGUCACAGUGCUGCUCUACAUUGGGUGCUGCCUGGGGGAGUCCUUGUGAACCCUGCAAAAAAGAUAAUGCCUGCCCCAAAGGAUAUACAAGAACAAAUGGAACAAUCUGUGAAGAUGUUAAUGAAUGUAAAGUAUUCCCUGGAGUAUGCAUAAAUGCUGCUUGCGUGAAUACAGCUGGAUCAUUUCAGUGUACAUGUCCUAAUGGAAUGUCCUUGGACAGCAAUGGAAGGACAUGUGUUGAUAUUCGUUUGGAGCACUGCUAUUUGAAAUACGAUGAGGAUGAAUGUACAGCGUCUAUACCUGGAAGAUUUCGCAUGGAUGCUUGCUGCUGCUCUGUUGGUGCUGCUUGGGGGCCAGAUUGUGAAAAAUGUCCUGAGAAAGGAACAGGUCUCUACAAAACUCUUUGUCCACGAGGACCUGGAUUUUUCAGCAGAGAAACCAAUGGGAAGCCUUUUUUUAAAGAUAUCAAUGAAUGUAGGACAAUCCCAGGUCUCUGUACCAAUGGAAAGUGCAGAAACACCAUUGGGAGCUUCAGAUGCAAAUGUAAUAAUGGCUUUGCUCUUGAUUCAGAAGAAAGAAACUGUACAGAUAUCAAUGAAUGCCGCAUCUCUCCCGACCUAUGUGGCCCUGGAACUUGUGUUAACACUCCUGGAAGUUUUGAUUGUGAAUGCUUCGAAGGAUAUGAAAGUGGUUUUAUGAUGAUGAAGAAUUGCAUGGAUAUUAAUGAAUGUGAACUGAAUCCUCUUCUGUGUCGUGGAGGAACCUGUGAAAAUACAGAUGGAAGCUUCCGUUGUUCGUGUCCACAUGGCCAUGAAGUAUCUUUGGACGGGAUAUCAUGCAUAGAUGUAAAUGAAUGUGAAUUGAGUGACAACCUUUGUAAAAAUGGUCGUUGUGUCAACAUGAUUGGAAGGUAUCAAUGUGCCUGCAACAUGGGCUACCAAGCAACACCUGACAGACAAGGAUGUGUUGAUAUUGACGAAUGCACUAUAGCGAAUGGAGGAUGUGAGACUUACUGUACAAAUUCUGAUGGCAGUUAUGAAUGCAGCUGUACGAGUGGAUUUGCCUUGCUGCCAGACCAACGAUCUUGCACAGAUAUUGAUGAGUGUGAGGACAAUCCUGACAUAUGUGAUGGAGGCCAGUGCAUCAAUAUACCAGGAGAAUAUCAGUGUUUGUGCUAUGAUGGAUUUAUGGCAUCUGAGGAUAUGAAGACUUGUCUAGAUGUUAAUGAAUGUGAACUUAAUCCAAACGUAUGUCUUAGUGGCACCUGUGAGAACACUAAAGGAUCAUUCAUUUGUCACUGUGAACUGGGGUAUUCUGUGAAGAAAGGAACAACUGGCUGCACAGAUAUCAAUGAAUGUGAGAUUAGUGCACAUAAUUGCCAUACGUUUGCUGUAUGUACAAAUACACCAGGAAGCUUCAAAUGUGCAUGUGGAGAUGGCUGGUCUGGAAAUGGCAUCAAAUGUUCUGAUGUGGAUGAGUGUUCUAAUGGAACGCAUAAGUGCAGCCCUACUGCCGAAUGCGUAAACACAGAUGGGAGCUAUAGAUGUACGUGUAAAGAGGGUUACAGCGGCGAUGGUGUGUUUUGCUCCGACGUUGACGAAUGUGCUGAAAAUGUAAACUUUUGCGAGAAUGGCCAUUGCUUAAAUGCACCAGGAGGUUACCGUUGUGAAUGUGACAUGGGCUUCGUACCAUCUGUGGGUGGAAGAGCCUGUCAAGAUAUUGACGAAUGCUCAUUCUCUGACAUUUGUGUGUUUGGAAGAUGUCAGAAUCUUCCAGGACUCUUCAGAUGUGAAUGUGAUGUAGGUUAUGAGCUGGACAGGAGUGGUGGCAACUGCACAGAUGUAAAUGAAUGUGCGGAUCCAGUUAAUUGUAUUAAUGGAAUUUGUGUCAAUACCCCUGGAAGCUACGUCUGCAACUGUCCAUCUGAAUUUGAGCUGAAUCCUACUGGUGUGGGAUGUGUUGAUCAUCGUUUGGGCAAGUGUUUCUUGGAAUUUUUAUUACGUGGAGAUGACAGCCUUUCUUGUCAAAAUGAGAUUGGAGUGGGAGUUUCAAGAGCGUCUUGUUGUUGUUCUUUGGGCAGAGCCUGGGGUUUUCCAUGUGAGCUGUGCCCCCCUAUCAAUGCAACUGAAUACAAAACUCUUUGUCCUGGAGGAGAAGGUUUUAAACCCAACCCCAUCACAGUUAUAUUGGAGGAUAUUGAUGAAUGUAAAGAAUUACCUGGACUCUGUCAAGAAGGAACAUGUCUCAAUACUUUUGGAAGUUUCCAGUGUGAUUGUCCACGAGGUUUCUAUUUGAAUGAAGAAACCAGAGUAUGUGAAGACCUUAAUGAAUGCAUUAGUUCACCUGGUAUUUGCGGCCCUGGUACUUGUUUUAACACACUAGGAAACUAUACCUGUAUCUGCCCACCGGAUUACAUGCAGGUUAAUGGUGGAAACAACUGUAUGGACAUGAGAAAAAGCUUCUGCUUCAAAAAUUUCUACAGUGAAAAUGGCACAUGUGAUGGUGAACUGCCCUUCAAUAUGUCAAAAAAGCUGUGCUGCUGUGCAUACAACAUCGGGAAAGCCUGGAAUAGGCCUUGUGAACAGUGUCCCCUUCCUGUCACAAAUGAAUAUGUUCUUCUUUGUGGGAGUCAGAGACCAGGCUACAUUAUUGACAUUACAACAGGACAGCCAGUUGACAUUGAUGAAUGUCGAAUGAUUCCUGGUGUCUGUGCUAAUGGUGUAUGCAUUAACCAACUUGGAAGCUUCCGUUGCGAGUGUCCUAUGGGGUUUCAAUAUAAUGAUCAACUGAUUAGCUGUGAAGAUAUGGAUGAAUGCCAGAAUGGUCCAUUGUGUCAACAGAAUGCCGACUGCAUUAACACACCAGGCAGCUAUCGCUGUGAAUGUUCACCAGGUUACCGGCUCACUCCAACAGGACAUUGUCUAGAUCGUAAUGAAUGUCAUGAUAUCCCUAAUGUUUGUAGUCAUGGUCAAUGCAUUGACACAGUAGGGAGUUACCACUGUAUCUGCCGUAAUGGAUUCAAAGUAACUCCGGAUAAGACAAUGUGUAUGGAUACUGAUGAAUGUGAGCGACAGCCAUGCGGCAAUGGAACCUGUAAGAACACAGUUGGCUCAUAUAGCUGUGUGUGUUUCACUGGAUUCAUGAUUUCACAUAAUAAUGACUGCAUUGAUGUUGAUGAAUGCACUACUUUAAAUGGUGCUCUCUGCAGAAAUGGACAGUGCAUCAAUACGAUUGGAACAUUCCAAUGCCUGUGCCGUGAUGGCUAUGAACUUACACCUGCUAGAAGAAGUUGUGUUGAUGUCAAUGAAUGUUUGAUUGACCCUCGUCCUUGUGCACCAGGCACCUGUCAAAACUUGGAUGGCUCCUAUAGAUGUAUCUGUCCUCCUGGAUACUCACUGAUAGAUGAGAAGUGUAUUGAUAUUGAUGAAUGUUCAUCCGACCCCGGGUUAUGUGAAGCUGGCACAUGCAAAAAUACUGAAGGAAGCUACACAUGCCGUUGUGCUCAAGGAUCUGUACUGUCGCAAAAUUUAAGAAAAUGCAUUGAUGUGAGAGAGAGCUUUUGCUUCUCUAAAUUCGAGAAUGGUGUGUGCUCUGCACCCAAAUACAGAAACAUCACAAAAUUUACGUGUUGUUGCAGCUUCAUGCCAGGUGAAGGAUGGGGUGUACCUUGUGAGAUAUGCCCCAAAAAAUCAGAAGAUGCAUUUGAAAAACUGUGCCCCAGUGGCUUAGUGGGAAUUACAAUUGAUAGAGAUGGUGCACAAGUAGACACGGAUGAAUGUUCUAUAAACCCAGGAAUGUGUCAAAACGGGCAGUGCAUCAACACUGAUGGUUCCUUCCGCUGUGAAUGUCCAUUUGGUUUCAGUAUCGAUUAUAGUGGAAUCAAGUGCGUCGAUACCGAUGAAUGCUCUGUUGGUAAUCCCUGUGGCAAUGGAACAUGUACUAACGUUAUCGGAGGAUUUGAGUGUGCAUGUGAAGAAGGAUUUGAACCAGGACCCAUGAUGACUUGUGAAGAUAUAAAUGAAUGUGCACAAAAUCCUCUGCUUUGUGCAUUCCGUUGUGUUAAUACCAUAGGAGGAUAUGAAUGUAAAUGUCCUACUGGUUAUAUUCUCAGACAAGAUGGAAAGAUGUGUCGAGAUCAGGAUGAAUGUAAGGAGCAGCUGGAUGAUUGUGCAUCAAGAGGAAUGACUUGCAAGAACUUGAUUGGAACAUUCAUGUGUAUCUGCCCACCUGGAUUAGUGCGUCAGUUGGAUGGUGACGGGUGCACUGAUGAAAAUGAAUGUCGCACCAAACCUGGCAUUUGUGAGAAUGGACGGUGUAUGAAUACUCCAGGUAGUUAUAGGUGUGAUUGCACUGAAGGAUUCUCUGCCAGUGCCACACAGACAGAAUGUGUUGAUAACCGCAAAGGUUUUUGUUUUGGGGAAGUGCUACAGACCAUGUGUCAGAUGGCCUCCAGCAGCCGAAAUCUUGUUACAAAAUCAGAGUGCUGCUGUGAUGGUGGACGUGGCUGGGGGACACAGUGUGAAAUCUGUCCGUUUCCAGGAACGGGAUCCUUUAAGAAACUCUGUCCACUUGGACCUGGUUACACCACAGAUGGAAAAGAUAUUGAUGAAUGCCGAGUCCUUGCAAACACAUGCCAGAAUGGACAGUGCAUUAAUACUGUUGGGUCAUAUCGGUGUCUGUGCAAGACUGGAUACACCACAGGCCUCACUGGAACAUCCUGUGUGGAUCUUGAUGAAUGUGUACAAGCACCAAAACCCUGUAAUUUCAUCUGUAAGAACACAGAGGGGAGCUACCAGUGUUCAUGUCCUAGAGGAUACUUGCUGCAAGCAAAUGGGAAAAGUUGUAAAGAUCUGGAUGAAUGCGCUACAAAGCAGCACAAUUGUCAGUUUCUUUGUGUCAAUACAAUUGGUGGAUUUACUUGUAAGUGCCCUCCUGGAUUCACACAGCAUCAUACAGCAUGUAUUGAUAACAAUGAAUGUAUCGCUGAAACAAAUAUGUGUGGAUCUAAAGGAGUAUGCCAGAAUACUCCAGGCAGCUUUCAAUGUGAAUGCCAACGUGGAUAUUUACUGGAUCAAUCUGGCCAUGGCUGUGAAGAUGUUGAUGAAUGUGAGGGAAGCCAUCGUUGCCAACACGGCUGUCAGAAUUUGAACGGCGGAUAUCGAUGCAGUUGUCCACAUGGUUACCUACAGCACUACCAAUGGAAUCAGUGUGUUGAUGAAAAUGAAUGCACAAAUUCUCAGGUUUGUGGAGGAGCUUCAUGCCAUAAUACUUUGGGAAGUUUCAAGUGCCUUUGUCCAUCAGGAUUCUCCUUUGAGCAGAUGUCUGGGUCUUGUCAUGACGUAAACGAGUGUUCGUCUUCCAAAAAUCCAUGCAACUAUGGCUGCUCAAACACUGAUGGCGGUUACUCAUGUGGCUGCCCACCCGGAUAUUAUAGAGUUGGCCAAGGGCACUGUGUUUCGGGAGUAGGAUUCGGCAGAGGUCAUAUGCUCCCAAUAGGAGGUGACACAGAAGACAAUAGUCUAUCACCUGAGGUGUGUUAUGAAUGCAAAAUUAAUGGCUACCCGAAAGGAAGACAUCGAAGAGCAACAAACGAAAAAGGAACCAUGACUUCAAAUGAUGCAGAGGAGAAAAAUGAAGCCACUUUGCCAAUGAGCUUUGCAAGUUUGAGCACAGAAAAUCAGCUUAUCUUCAAUUUAAAUAUUUCUGAUCUCAGCAGUAAAGACCACAUCCUACAGUUUAUCCCAGCAAUUUCUACGUUGACAAAUCAUGUACGUUACUUGAUUGACAUUGGUAAUGAGAAAGGUUUCUUCAAAAUUAAUCAAAAAGAUGGUACAAGUUAUCUGCAUUUGACCAAGAAGAAGCCAGAAUCAGGAGUAUACUCAUUAGAAAUAAGCAGUAUUCCCCUUUUUAAAAAGAAGGAACUUGAUCGUCUUGAAGACAAGUAUGAUAAAGACUACCUCACUGGUGAGCUUGGUGAAAUUCUCCAAAUGAAAAUUCAGAUUGUGCUUCAUUAAUACACAACAGAAGGUCAAACUGCUUCAGCCAAAAGAUGGAUCAUUUUAUUGCCAAACAGAUUCGACAUAUCAUGGAUACAAUCUCUUAUUAACUGUAACAUGUCUGAGCACUGCUUACUUCUAAUGUUAGAAAAGUAAAGUCGUGGAUACAUACCAUAGCUCUAAACCACUUACUCGAGCUUUGUAUAAAUGCUGCACUGCUAUUUCAAUAUGACUAGCUUCAUACGUUGUAUAAUGAUAUGUUGAAUCUUUUAAAAAAAAAAAAAUCACACACACACUUGGACCAUUCAAUCCACUUGUUGGACCACUGAUGCUGAGAAUUUACAAUUUCUUUUAAGCAGAGCCGUAACAUUACUCUGCAGUAAAGAACACGUCAUAUUUUUGAUCUUUUAAAUUUACUUUUCAAUUUACAUUACACUAGAUCAAACAUUUAUAUAUGUACCUGGUGCUAGUAACAUGUCAACCUAGAUUGUGACUGCACUGUAAUAUUUUACAAACUUGGUAGCCAAAAAUGCAAUUAUUCAGUCUUAAGUAUUACCAGAUUUUUUUCCAUUACGUUACAAAGAACCAAAGUUAGUUCAGUAGCUUAUCUCAGUUAUGCAUUUUUCACUCAUGUAAAUUAAGUGUGUGUAUACUGCAGCCAUGCUACUUUUUUAUCAUGGAAACUUUUGUAUACCAGAAUUCUCAUUUUGUGUGUGUACGUGUGUCUGUUUGUCUAUGUCUGUGUGUGUGUGUGUGUGUGUUUUCAUUCCAACCCUGAGUUGAGGGUGUUGUAAUGGUGCUUUAAGAACAACUACUUUUGAAAAUUAGAUGCAAUAUCCCUCUGUGAGUAAUAAAAUGCACAUUGAGGACUUAAUGAACAAGAACUAAUCAGGUCGUAGGAUUAAUAGCACUCAAAAGCUAGACAAUCAAACUGUCAAACACAGUCUCCUGUAAAAUGACACGAUAGUACCAGUAUUUUUAUGCAGUUCACCAUCAGCAAGUGUUUAGAUCUUCAAUGUCAGUAAUUCCACAAUAAAACAGUAUUUUCAGUUUUAAUACCUCAGUGUUAACUGUGAUGAUUCAUGUGGAUCAGAACUAAUUUUCCUGACUCCGCAUGCCUCUUUUUGAUAUGCUUCUCAGUGAUAGCCCAUCUUACCAGUAUCUUUGGGAAUGUAAUUCCUCCUUUGUGAUUUUUCCAGCAGACAGGCCUUACAUAAGUACAGAUUUCUGAGCUGGAAUAAAGAUGGAGCAAGAAACAUGUUCACAAGUUCAAAGAAAUGCCUCACAAUUUGCCAUAGGAAUAUUUCUUUGCAUUCUUUAUUCAUUUGUUUCUCAAAAUCUGCAAUGACGCAUGACACACAGUACUGGAGUAACUCAGCUGGUCAGGUAGCAUCUUUGGAGAUGUUUUAGGUUGGGAUCCCGAGUUACUUCAGCAAUUGAGUCUUUUUUGUAAGCCAGCAUCUGCAAUUCCUUGUUUCUGCAAUGAAAUAUGCUCAGUUUUCAUUUCACAGUACAGUAUACACAAUAUGUUGGACACCAAACACAACAAAUCAUAGUGGAAUUUGUUUGCUAUUUCUACCAAAAUGGUGUUUUGAGAUAAUUAAUACAAUUUUACUGUAAAAAUUGAUUUGUUCAAUAUGUUGCUACCAAAAAACAAUAAUCAGAAGAAAUCUUUCCCAACAGUAUCUUUGACAUUUUCAUAGACUCAAAUGGUGUAAAUGAGACUUUAGUUUCUCCAGUUCAUACGUCCUUUUUUACAGCCAGUGACCAGGCAACUGUGUCAACACUUGUCUAUCCAUACGGUAGCGUUCUGUGCAGAUUAGGGACUGAGUCACAUCUACAUGUAAUUUAUUGACCACUAGGAAUACACUUGGACAAUAAAUUAUAGAAUAUAUGUGUUUUCAUAGUACCUAAAUGCAGUACAAUAUUCAAAACUUACUUGCUGUAACAUAAUUAUUUAAAGUUUCUUCCUUGAACAGGGACCUGACCAAUUUCCCUCUACUAACACUCCUCAGCCUCGCGGAACUUGGCCUCACUCUCAGCAACUUUUCUUUUGACUCCUCUCACGUUCUACAGUUAAAGGUGUAGCAUGGGCCCCAACUAUGCCUGCCGUUUUGUCGGUUACGUCGAACCGUCCUUGUUCCAGUCGUACACUGGCCCUAUCCCCCCCCCCAAACUCAUUCUCUGCUAUAUCAAGGGCUACAUCGGGGCUGCCUCCUGCACCCAUGAAGAACUCAUGGACUUCAUUAACUUCACCACUAACCUCCACUCUCCCCUCAAAUUCACCAGAACUAUCUCUGACACCACUAUCCUCUUUUUUGAUCUCCCUGUCUCCAUUAUAGGGACAGGGACAGACUAUCCUAUCGACUGAUAGUCUACUACAAACACCGACUAACUCCCAUAAUUAUCUGGACUACACUUCCUCCCGCCCUGCCUCUUACAAAGAUGCUUUCCCCUACUUUCAAUUCCUCCAUCUCUGUCACAUCUGCUCCCAAGGUGAGACUUCUCAUAUGAGGGCAUCCGAGAAUAAUUUUCUUUAAUGAAUGUGGUUUCUUCCUGGCGGUCAUAGAUAGAUCCCUCACCCUCGUCUCUUCUGUGUCCCGGAGUUCUGCUCUCACUACCUCUCCCCCCAGAUGCAACAAGGACAGAGUUUUAUUGGUCCUCGCCUUUCACCACACCAAUCUCGCAUCCAACACAUCCUCUGACAUUUCCAUCACCACUAACGUGAUCCCACCACUAAUCACCACUCCUUUCCACUUUCUGCUCCAUCCACUGCUCGUUGGUUCACUCAUCCCUUCGCAUCCAAAUCCCCACUACCGUGGAACUUUCCCCUGCAACUGCAGGAGAUAGAUUAAUAGAGUGAUACAGUGUGAAAACAGGCCCAACUUGCCCACACCGGCCAACAUGUCCCAGCUCCACUAGUCUCACCUGCCUGCGUUUGGUCCAUAUCCCUCCAAACAGAUGUAGCAUCUGUCUUUAUACCUUCUUCCUCACCUCCAUCCAUGGACCACGACAGUCCUUCCAGGUUAGACAGAGGUUCACGUGCAUCUCCUCUAACCAAUGUGGGCUCCUGUGCAUCGCUGUGACCAAACGUAGACUCGGCGACUGUUUCUCUGAACACUUGUGCUCGGUCCACCAAGGCCUACUGGAUCUCCAGUUUGCAAACCACUUUAAAUCCUCUUCCCAUUCCAAUAUUGACAUUUCUGUCCUGGACCCCCUCCAUUGCCAAGGUAAGGCCAAACGCAAACUGGAUGAACAGCACUUCAUAUUCCACCUGGGUAGCUUACAACACUACAGUAUGAACAUUGAAUUAUGCAGGUAAACUACAAACACUUUCCUUCCUCCCUUCCCUCCACCAAAGACAGUUAACUAGCUUCACAGUAUGCAACUAUGAAUCCCUCUUGGGAUCAUACCUAUUUCUGUAUCUAGCCUUUGUCCAACAAUCUGCUUCUCUGGGAACCCCCUCGCCUGAGAUCAUCUGUGAAUGACUGGCCAUGAUUUGUCUUGCCUUUUUCAUUUCUAACUUUCUUUUCUCCAAUCCCCCUACUACAAUCCAUCAGAAAAAGGGUCUCGAAACGUCACCUAUCCAUUUUCUCCAGUGAUGCUGCCUUAUCUGCUAAAUUACUCCAGCAUUUUGUGUCUAUCAUUAUUAUUUAAAAUUUGAUACGGUGUAAUUAUUCCCAUAAACUUGAUCAAUGAAGAGCAUCCUAAAGGAGGAGAGGGAGAGUGAGAGAUGUAGAGAUUAAGAAAAAUGAUAUUGGAGGAUUUGACCACCUACUUUGUUCAUUGGUAAAUUUACAUGAAUGUAUACAGUUACUACAACUCCUUCGGUCUGCUUAUGUUAGGUCUGUGUUAGCCGUAGCAGUCUUCUAUUUAGUAAUUUUCCAGAUGAUUUGCUGUUAAUGGUAUUAUAUUCCCUUUAAGUAAGAAAGCUGUGUUAAAAUAACAAAUGUCACAUUCUAUUUUAGAGAGCUUAUUUUGAAUUGAGAGGAUAGAAAGCUACUGCAUUUCUGGAUUAAUAUUCGGGCACACACUUAGCAGUGCAAUAUUCAGAUUUAUCCAACAACAAACAGGUAUUUAUGUCUGGUAUAUUAAUCUCAAAUGGAUAUCUUAGUGGAAAGAAUUACCUCCCUCAUUGUUGCAAUUUGUUGAGGGAACCAAUAGCUUUAGGUAUAUGAUUAAAAAAAUAAUGUAAAUAUGUACAUAACCUCAAAUUGCUUUACUGCCAAUGAAUUGGAAGUAUAAUCACUGAUGAUUCUGGUCUGAAGAAGGGUCUCAACGAAAUGUCACCCAUUCCUUUUCUCCAGAGAUCCUGCCUGUCCCGCUGAGUUACUCCAGCAUUUUGUGUCUAUCACUGAUGUAAUGUAGGAAAUAAAGCAGGCAAUUUGUGCACAGC